Messenger RNA from Indicator indicator, 1182 nucleotides. It is a transcript of the gene HSD3B1, whose product is annotated as hydroxy-delta-5-steroid dehydrogenase, 3 beta- and steroid delta-isomerase 1. The record is from RefSeq and is a predicted model, not a curated record. Gene Ontology annotation, biological process: steroid biosynthetic process. Bases 49 to 1182 code for a protein of 377 amino acids. The transcript has 3 exons. Lineage: Eukaryota; Metazoa; Chordata; Aves; Piciformes; Indicatoridae. Gene Ontology annotation, molecular function: 3-beta-hydroxy-Delta5-steroid dehydrogenase (NAD+) activity.
CUAAUCUUCAGAGACAGGGAGUUUGCCACCAAAGAACAACCCAGAGCAAUGUCCCUGGCUGGAGUAAGCUGUCUGGUGACAGGAGCAGGAGGAUUUCUUGGCCAGAGAAUUGUCUGCUUGCUGCUGGAAGAAGAGGAGGCACUGGCUGAGAUCCGGCUGCUGGACAAAACCUUUAGCAAAGAAGCCCUUGAGAAAUUUGGAAAGUUCCAGGGUAAGACUGAGAUGAAAAUCUUGGAAGGGGACAUCCGAGACGUGACGUUCCUGAACCGUGCCUGUCAGGGGGUCUCCCUCAUCAUCCACACAGCUUCUAUCAUCGACACCUUGGGCCUGAUAGAGAAGCAGCUGCUUUGGGAAGUCAAUGUAACAGGUACUCAGCUAUUGCUGGAGGCAUGUGUUCGCUGUAAAGUCCAGCACUUCAUAUAUACCAGUACCAUAGAAGUGACAGGCCCAAACUGCAAAGGUGACCCAAUAUUCAAUGGUGAUGAAGACACAGCUUAUGAGAGCAAAUCAAAAUUUCCUUACGCCCAGAGUAAGAGACUGGCAGAAGAUUCUGUGCUGAAAGCAGACGGCCGUGUGCUGAAGGAUGGUGGCACGCUGAUGACUUGUGCCCUGAGAUCCAUGUACAUAUUUGGAGAAGGAUGCCCAUUUCUUCGAGGUCAUCUGGAUAACUGUCUGUUGAACAAAAAUGUCUUCCUCCGCUUCUCCAGGGAGGAGGCUCUGGUGAACCCUGUGUACGUGGGCAACAUCGCCUGGGCACAUGUGCAAGUGGCCAAAGCCCUGCGAGUCCCACAGAAAGCCAAGCACAUCAGGGGGCAGUUCUACUACAUCUCAGACGACACUCCUCAUAUGAGCUAUGCUGAUCUGAAUUACGAGCUGACCAGGGACUUGGGGUUUGGGAUCGAGCCCCGGCUCCCUAUGCCUCUGACAAUGUUGUAUUACUUCUCUCUGCUGCUGGAGAUCGUGAGCUUCUUGCUCCGUCCCUUUGUCAGGUACAUCCCCUCCACCAACCGCCACCUGGUCACUCUGCUGAACACCCCAUUCAGCUUCUCGUACAGAAAGGCACAGAAGGAUUUUGGCUACGUGCCCCGCUACACGUGGGAAGAGGCCAAGAAGCGCACUGGGCAGUGGAUUGCCUCCAUAGUCCCACAGAGAAGGGAGUACUUGAAAAGCAAGGCUUCCUAA